Messenger RNA from Mytilus trossulus (common blue mussel), 1766 nucleotides. RefSeq lists its product as uncharacterized. The record is from RefSeq and is a predicted model, not a curated record. Lineage: Eukaryota; Metazoa; Mollusca; Bivalvia; Mytilida; Mytilidae. The transcript is spliced from 2 exons. The coding region runs from base 1 to 1671 and encodes 556 amino acids.
AUGGCUGAAGAAUAUAGACACUCACUGACUGACGCAAAUGCUGAAAAUUUAGAUUCAGAUAGUGCAGGUGAAACGCCAACGGGUGAUUUUCUCGUGAAAAAAAUGGCGAGGACAACAAAAGACGCUUCUUCAAAGAAAAAGAAACGUGUGUCAAAGACGGCUGAACUUGAGAAUAAGUUAAACAGUAUGGAAGACAGGUUUGAUAAGAAAAUGGAUAUGUUAUUUGCUGUUAUGAACAAGUCAUGUGCUACUAUAGGUAGUUCGACUAUUACACAGGUUUCUCAAUCUGGUGGUUUAGCCACGCAGAGAGAACAAAGUUCGGAUAACGUCCCAAGUACAGGGGAGCGUAGACCGGUAAUUUCUUUGAAUGCAAAUCUUGAUGAGGACUUGGGAAGUCCUAGAAUUAUCAGAAAUAUUGAUUUUGACAAUAGGUCAGAAAUUUCUCUUCAUAUAGACAGUCGUGAAAAGGCUGAUUUACUUGGUUUAUGUUCAUCAGAGGAUGAAUAUUCUCGUGGCCUCAGUAGUCCUGUUUAUUCUCAGGCUGGCAAUAAAUCUAGAAAUGUUGAAAGAUUUAGUCAAUAUCUACAAACUCAACCUACUAUAAGUAACAAUGUUGAAAGUCAGUCAAAUCAGAGACAAACAAGUAACAUUGAUAAUAAUAACAAUAAAACUGUAGACAAGCAGUCAGAUAAUUUAAAUUUAUUGUCUAAACUUUUCAAGGAAGAUAUUCCUUCAGAAUCUUCUGAUAAUUCUGGUGGCUUGAUCAUUGAUGAGGCACAGGUUAGAAUUCUAGAACGUUCCUGGAGAACUAAAAAUCCAGAGAAACUUACAGCUUAUAAAGAUGAAUACCGUAGUUGUUUUCCGGUUAAUGAUAAAUCUAAAAGCUUUUUGCAAGUACCCAGUUUGGAUGAUUUAUUAGAACCAAUGAUAAGAACUGUUCAUGGUACAAAUAGUGUUAAGUCAUGGGACAAACAUAAGCAGUUGGUUACUCAACCUUUAAAACAGAUAGAGAAUCUAGCCUAUCAAGGGCAGGUGGCUUCACGUAUGGGUAUUAUAUCAGUGUUGUAUAUGCAACAAACAUUAGGAACCUUAUUAGAGAGGGUUGAAAAUGAAAAUGUUAGUGAUGAAACUUGUCAAAUGGUGAAGGACUUGUUUGCAAUUUCGACAAAGUCUCUUGAUCAGGUAGGACGCACAGGUGCGUUUAACCAUAUGAUACGCAGGAAGGCUGCAGCUACUGAGUCUGGUUUAAAUAACUUGAAAGAUAUACAGACUAAAGUUUUGUAUUUACCUCUUUCGAAUGAAGGUGUAUUUGGUAAAGGUUUGGAAGACAAACUUGAGAAACGUAAAGAACAACGUGAGCAACUAGACGAUCUGUUACCAGAGUAUAAGAACAAUAAUAAGAGAAAGUUUGAAUCUACUCAGGUGCGUCAAGAUUGGCAAAAUAAAGCUCCUAGAUAUAGUUCUAACAAUAGUUAUACUCAUGUUAAUUAUAACAAUGCUAAUUCAGCUGAUAAACGUUCAGGUUUUAGUUAUAAUAAAUCUUCUGUGAGAUCUGCUCCUAGGAAGUUCCAGAAAGACAAUAAAGCUGAUGACUUUGGGAAAAAAGAUGAAGAAAAGAAAGCAGGUGGCAACUGGAAUUCUUUUCGGAUCCCAAAGAAAAACAGUAGCUGACUUAGAGUUAAAGGAGAUGUAGCGAUCUGCAGGCACUAAGAACGGAUGAAGGCUCCAUGAGAAUACAGACUAAAGGAAUUACGUUUAUAAGACAU